CAGCAAAAGACAUGCUUCCUCCUCCCUCCACAUGGCAGCCCCCUGAGGCUCCCAGAGACCACAUGGCAGGUCCCCAUCUCUCACCCCUGCUGAUCCUGCUGCUAUCCUUGGCCCUGGGAGCUGCUGGACUAGAAGAUGAGGCCAACAAUACUGAGGAAAAGAUUGUUAAUAGAUCUCCAUGUCCAAGAGGCAAGCAGCUGUGGCAGGUGGCCCUAUUGUAUGACAAUGAGUUCCAUUGUUCAGAUGUGCUGGUCAGCAAGCAGUGGGUGCUCACGGUCACCCAGUGCCACCUGAGAGUAUACAUAGUACAAAUGGGCAGUGAUCUUCUGCUUGAUGCAGAGCUCCUGGAGACCAAAGCUACAGAGUCAUUCAUCCACCCCCAGUACAACUAUGUCACCCUCACUCAUGACAUCAUGCUGGUGAAGCUGCACAGUCCAGCCCAGCUGUCACCAACUGUGAGCACAGUUGAUAUGCCCUCCCACUACAACCCCACUGGGACCAGAUGUACUGUUUCCAUCUAG
Messenger RNA from Phyllostomus discolor (pale spear-nosed bat), 521 nucleotides. Its product is annotated as kallikrein-7-like. The transcript is spliced from 3 exons. Gene Ontology annotation, molecular function: serine-type endopeptidase activity. The record is from RefSeq and is a predicted model, not a curated record. Gene Ontology annotation, biological process: positive regulation of antibacterial peptide production; proteolysis. NCBI's taxonomy places the organism in Eukaryota, Metazoa, Chordata, Mammalia, Chiroptera, Phyllostomidae. Bases 12 to 521 code for a protein of 169 amino acids.